UCCGAGAUCGGGACACGUGAUGAUCUCCCGGGCGACAGCUGCUACGAAGCGGAAGGGGGCGGGGCCAGCGACUAACACCCGAGGUGGAGGCGCCACUGGGCUGGAGAUCAUAGACACGGUGCAACCGGUAGAUUUAGGAUUUUGUUGCCGUUCACGUGGUGGAUGUGGAUAUAAGGGCAGGAAAUAUUUUCACCUCCAGCUGGGACGUCCUUCGUUAAUGAAGAUGAAGUUGAGCUUGCUGGGGAUUCAUCAAAAUGCGCUCGCCUACUCCUUCACAACACUGGGGGCUGCACUAAUGAACAACCUCUAUAGCUUCUACUACGUGAACCUCUUUUUAAAUCGGUACAGAAUAUCUGAAAGGGACUUUCAGCAAGCACAGGUGGUCUUCAUGGUGUGGAAUGCCUUCAACGACCCCCUGUUUGGCUACUUGCAGGACAACUCCAGUCUCCGGUGCUGCACCCAGCGUAGGCUCUCCAUCCUGUUCGGUGCUCCGUUCUACGCCAUUGCCUUCCUGCUGCCCUGGUUCCCCUGGCGGGACUACUCAGAGGGCGACUGGCUCUGCGGGGUCCACCUGGUCAUCGCCCUGUGCGCCUUUGAUGGGAUGCUGACCUUUGUCCUGCUGGCGCAGUGCGCGCUCUUUGCCGAGAUCUCGACCAAGCACGAGAGCCGUUUGAUGCUCAUCAAAUACAACCAAGUGGCUUCGCUGGUUGGCUCCUCCGGUGUCCUGUUCUGCGGCCUUGUCUCCAGCAACAUGGAGAACAUCUUUAACUUCCAGCUCUUCAUGCUGUGCAUCGCGGGGCUGGCCUUCGCUUGCAUGUACUAUACCGGCCAGCACAGCGUCAGCCAGUACGAGCAAGGCGAAAGAUUGGGAAAGUGCAGAGCGGACAAUGUGGAUGACCUCUCCUGGACCUCCGUCUUCCACCUGACCAAGCAGAUCAUCACGGAGAAGGAUUUCCUGUUCUUCAUUAUCAUGAACUUCUUCCAGGUCUUCCACCUGGCCUUCAUGAACAACUUCAUGCUGAUCUUCGCCGACCACCUCAUCCCUCAGCAAGUGCUCUCGGGCUUUGCAAAGAGCAUCAUGUACGGAGCUGGAUUUAUCUGUCCGCAGCUCCUGAUUCUCAGUAGCCAGUCACUGCUGAAGAGGGUUGGUUACUACAAAAUCAUCCUCACUACCUUCUACCUGGAGCUGCUGAGUGCUGGUAUCAUGCUGCUUCUGGGCCCAAGUCAUCACUAUCUGUUGUCAGUCUUCCUUGUGGGAAACAUGGUGAUGGUAUCAGCAAUGUUCAGUCUCUUUAACUUGCCUCUGGCUGACCUUAUCGAUGCCGACCUUCAGAAGCACAAGCGCAGCUUCCCCCUGUCGUCCAUGGUGUUUGGGACCAAUGCCCUGUUUACGAAGCCAUCUCAGUCUCUAGCCCCAAUGCUGGUUGUGGCUCUACUUAACCAGUUUGACUACGAGAAGCUGAAGGAUGAGUUUACGCGAUCAGACCAAAGGUCUUGUGAUGCGAUGCCUUGGCGCUUCCAUACCCCACGAUGAUGCUGCCAGACAGGACACUCGCGGUGGAAGUUGAACUUCCUCGCUUCUGUAGGAAGUUGUUAGAAUGGGCUUGAUUUUAUUUGCAGAGAUUCAGAAUCAUGUUUAUUAUUAUUGAUGUAUGUCAUAAAAUUUGUUGUUUUGUGUCAUAAAAUAUACAUAUAUAAAAAUUAAAUAAGUAGUGCAAAAACAGUGAGGUAGUGUUCACUGAUUCAUUGUCCAUUCAGGAAUCUGUUGGUGGAGGGAAGAAGCUGUUACUGAAAC
Hypanus sabinus (Atlantic stingray) is the source of this 1795-nucleotide messenger RNA. It is a transcript of the gene mfsd13al, whose product is annotated as major facilitator superfamily domain containing 13a-like. The transcript is spliced from 7 exons. Bases 20 to 1534 code for a protein of 504 amino acids. NCBI's taxonomy places the organism in Eukaryota, Metazoa, Chordata, Chondrichthyes, Myliobatiformes, Dasyatidae. The record is from RefSeq and is a predicted model, not a curated record.